AUGACCGCAAAGCUACUCAAUGAUGCAUUGUUAACCAUGCAUCAGCAGCAUCAGUUCGGUCAGCUGGUAUUCUAUAUGGAGGCGUGUGAAAGUGGCUCCAUGUUCAAGAAUAUCCUGAAAAACGACAUCAAUGUGUACGCUAUCACUGCUGCCAAUGAAGAGGAGUCAUCGUAUGCCACUUACUGCGAUAAUGACCUGGGUGUACCAUGUCUAGGAGAUGAGUUCUCAGUAAACUGGAUGGAAGACUCCGACGAGUAUGAUCUCAACUACGAGACACUGGACAGGCAGUUCGAGCAGGUGAAGAUAUGGACAGGAGCAUCUCAUGUGAUGCGUUAUGGUAAUCUUAGCAUAGGCGAAGAACCAGUGAGUUGGUUCCAUGGUGCUGCGAACGUCAAGCCGAAGAUUGGCGGAAGCAAUAAAAAUUCUCAACACCAAAAAACGUUAUGGCCGUCGAGAGAUGUCGAACUCAUGCAUUUGCUAGAGAUGAAGAAGCUUCACCCACACUCAGCCGUCGUUGAUGUUGAAAUCAGCAGGAUUCAGAAGGUAAACUACAUAGAACUACAGUGUGGCCACGUAGGUAACUAA
This is a messenger RNA of Cooperia oncophora, 585 nucleotides long. NCBI's taxonomy places the organism in Eukaryota, Metazoa, Nematoda, Chromadorea, Rhabditida, Trichostrongylidae. The record is from the annotation of a GenBank genome assembly.